AUGACCCACCGCUCGCGGACGGCGUCCAUCCAGAUCGCCGAGCCCCACGUCGUGCCGUCCGAGAGCGGCGGCGCCGACGACGGCGCGUCCGCGACGGACGACCGGGACCUCGAGGGCUUCGACGUCGCGUCGGAGACGGGGUCGCUCCACGGCUCGCUGCGCAGAGGGGAGCGGGGCCUGCCCAAGGGCCACGACUCGUCGAACGUGCUCGCGGCGCUCGGGAGCGCCGCCCGGCGCGCCUUCGAGCCCACGCGGCGCGAGAAGGGCCUCGAGUCGGACACGCUGUCGAACGCGCUGCACGCGGAGGCGCACCACGAGCUCGACGGCUUCGUGCACCACGACGCCCACCACCCCUUCGCGCUCCCCGACGACGACGACCACGAGAAGGAGGACGAUUUGUUGUUCGGCUCCGGGGACCGCGCGCACCACGGGCCCGGCGCGCACCGGCGGCCGUCGUUCCAGCGCCGGCCGUCGUACGGAGAAAAGCCCAAAUCCAAGUCGUCGCUGCCCACGCUCAACGACGACCGCCACGAGCAGGAGGACUGGCACCAGCACGACGUCGAGGUCGCCGGCGACCUGGGCUACGUGCAGACGCUCGUCGAGGUCGACCGGCAGCACCCGCGCGAGCCCCGGCGGCCGUCGCUGAGCCGGGGCCGGUCCGCCACGUCCGUCGCGAGCGACGACGAGGCGACGCCGGGUUCGUCGCGCCGCGCCGCGCGGCGCCGCUCCCGGUCGCCCGCCGACCGCGACGCGUCGCCGGCCGCGGCGCGCGGCCGCGUCUUCUCCUUCUCCCGCAAGAACUCCUUCGGCCGCCGGCCGAGCCGCUCCCGGUCCAACUCCGUCGAGCGCUCCGGCUCCGAGGACGAGCGCGAGACGCGCCGCGAGGCCCAGGUCGCCGAGCGCCGCAAGAGCCUCGACGACCUCCCGCCGCCGCCGCCGAGCCCCGAGGGCAACGGCGCGCAGGCCUUCGACGCGCCGCCCGAGGUCGCGUGUCUGCCGGCGAGCUCCGAGACCGCCGGCGCCGCCGCCUCCGUGGCCGGCGUGCGCAAGGCCAAGGAGGAGGCGCCGCCGCUCCCGGGCCCCGAGAUGGCCCCCGAGACCAAGGAGGAGGCGGCCCCCGAGACGAAGGAGGCCUUUAGCCUCGGUACCAGUCGUCGAAGUCGUCUUGGCGUGGUGGCCACUACUCCGAUGGAGUUUGUCGUCGUGUCGAGGGACGCGGACCUGCCCGAGGGCACGGUCGUGGCCUGCGACGACGAGCGCUUCGACGACGAGCUGCGGGCGCGCGAGUUCCGCGUCGCCGAAAUCGUCGACGGCGCGCCGCUCGACGGCGAGCUCUGGCUGCCCCUGGGCGACCUCGCCUGGCUGCCCGACGGGCCGGACCUGCGGUCGUUCUGGGCCAUCGCGACGCGGCGCGGGUCCUCGUCCGUCAACGAGGGCCGCGGCCUGCCGACGAUCCUCUUCCUGCACGCGGGCAGCCUCACGCGGCACCAGUACCGGCCGCAGCUCCUCGCGCUGUCGCGCGAGUUCCACACGGUGGCGCUGGACCUCGCGGGCCACGGCGACUACGCCUUCCUGGAGGAGUUCGAGCUCAAAAGGUCCGUGGACCGCUGCGUCGGGCACCUGCGAACGCUGGGCGUCGCGGAGUGCCUGGUGGUCGCGACGUCGCUGGGCGGCAACGUCGCGGGCCUGCUCGCGGCGACGCGGCCGGACCUCGUCGCGGGGCUCUUCCUCCACGGCUGCACGACGGACUUCUCCGCACCGGAGAUCCACGCCAAGUUCGGCGACCUGAACAAGAUCUUCGACCGGCAGGAGGCCAUCUACGGCGACAUGAAGUUCCCCCAGGAGGUCAUGGCCGCGUCCAUGAAGCAGGAGCAGACCGCGUCGAAGAAGGACGCGGCGACCGCGGCGCUGCGGAACGACCUCUGGCGGACGUGCAUCCAGGAGACGCGGCUGAACCGCUUCUCCUUCAACCACUUCCUCGUCGAAUUGCACGGCGUCGACGGCCGGCCGGGCUCCGCGGCGACGCACGCCGGCUUCGGCGACGUCGACGACGUGCGGAUCAUGCAGCCGGACUACGACCUCAAGCCGCCGGGCCAGCACCCGCUGGAAUUCUGGGACCGCCAGCGCCUCAACUCGCACCGGACGCCGGGCCAGCCGCCGCUCAAGUUCGAGAUCGUCGAGGACGCGGGCCACUACUGGAACCUCGAGUACCCCCUCAUGUACGCCCAGCGGGUCCGCGACAUGGCCCUCGACGUCUUCGCCGACCACCCCCGGUGCCCGCCGCGGUAA
Molecule: messenger RNA, 2289 nt
Organism: Aureococcus anophagefferens
Lineage: Eukaryota; Pelagophyceae; Pelagomonadales; Pelagomonadaceae
Exons: 2
Coding region: 1-2289 (762 amino acids)
Source: RefSeq, a predicted model, not a curated record